AACUUCAUGUGAUCUCACUCGAAGCUUUUGAAAAAACUUGAGAACCCUGAUUUGCCAAAAAAACACUUCCUUUCUGCAUAAAUACUGGUCACACAAACAGAUGAGGAACACAACACAGUCCACUACAGAGAGAGAAACUAGUGUUAGUUUACUGAAUUUGGAAAUGAAAAUAUAGAAAAGGGUAAAACUCAGAGAAGAAGAAACAACAUGGAUGAUGUCUAAAAAUAUGUGAACGUCGUACGAGGUAAAGUCAGAACAGAUAUCACAGAUUCAACGUCACAAGAAUACAAUCAUAUAGCACGGAUAAAGAUUCAAUAAGAGACUCAGAAGACCGAAUAGAAAGGAUUGUUGAUAUCUACGUCAGUGCAGAGGCUGUAAGAGACAUGAAACAUAAGAAAGAGACAGAAGACUUCAACACAGAAGAACCCCGAACACCUCGACACACAGAAGACUUCAACACAGAAGAACCCCAAACACCUCGACACACAGGAAGUGAUGGUGUGACGAUCUCCAGAGCAGCUGGUGUGUGUUUGGGGCUGAUGUGUGUUCUUCUGAUGACUGCAGUCAUAGUGCUGUGUUUCAUCUUCAUUCAAGAGAGACAACUGACUAAGUUCACCAACAUCACAGAAGAGAGAGACCAGCUACUAACUAAGAUCACCAACAUCACUCAAGAGAGAGAACAGCUACUAACCAACAAUACGAACCUCACAGAAGAGAGACAACAGCUACUAACUAAGAUCACCAACCUCACUCAAGAGAGAGAACAGCUGCUAACCAACAAUAGGAGCCUCACAGAAGAGAGAGAGCAGUUGAAAUCAGAAAGAAAUGAUCUUCAGAAGGAUGUCUCAUCUGUGUUUAUAGAUGGAUUGAAGUGCCAUCAAUCAACUCUUUACUUCUUUUCCUCUGAGAAGAAGAACUGGAAUGAGAGCAGAAGAUACUGUAGAGAGAGAGGAGCAGAUCUGAUCAUCAUCAACAACAGAGAAGAACAAGAUUUUGUGAAGAAUAUUUGUGGUUCUGAUCAUUUCUGGAUUGGUUUGACUGAUGUUGAAGAGGAGGACAGAUGGAAAUGGGUUGAUGGCAGCAACAGCAACAUCACCUCUGGGUUCUGGAAGUCUGGAGAACCAAACAAUCAGGGAAACGAAGACUGUGCUAACACUCAUUCAUCAGGAUGGUUUGAUACUCAAUGUGAUAGUAGUGUUAAAUGGAUCUGUGAGAAGAGUAUCCUUAAAUAAAUGAUACAUUAUAAUAAAAAUGUACAUAUAUGCAUUAUGAACA
Carassius auratus (goldfish) is the source of this 1275-nucleotide messenger RNA. Its product is annotated as CD209 antigen-like protein C. The record is from RefSeq and is a predicted model, not a curated record. Lineage: Eukaryota; Metazoa; Chordata; Actinopteri; Cypriniformes; Cyprinidae. The transcript is spliced from 5 exons. The coding region runs from base 384 to 1232 and encodes 282 amino acids.